AUGUCGCAGACCACUGCAGAGUUGGCCGUAGGGCAGGCGCGGGGGAAACAGCAGGCGCGGUCGCGCUUGCUGUCGUGGACAGUAAUCCUGCCGCUCCUGCCAUUUCUGGUUAUAUUAGUGCUUUUCGCCCGCUUCUUCUUCGACCCGAACGAACCCAACCGCCGCCCGUUACCAGCAGGCCAGCAGCAAAAACAACAUCAUGAGGCGUCGCAAUCGACAGAGUGGUUUUCGAGCAUCGACAGUCUCAUUUACGACAAUGGGCAACUCCAUCCAGAAGGCCAUAUUCAUCGCGAGGCAACCACGCAGACCCUCACAUGGCGGAUAAGCACUGGGCAGCGGCGCCCGGACGGGGUUCAGAAGGAUGUGUUUUUGAUAAAUGACCUAUUUCCUGGUCCGAUCAUUGAGGCCCGCUCGGGAGAUACCAUGAACAUUCUGGUACAUAACGGCCUGGGAGAGGAUGAUAUAACAAUGCAUUGGCAUGGCCUCGAAAUGAGAGAUGCAAACUCGAUGGAUGGCAGUUUAGGGGUUACGCAGUGCGGUAUCCAACCUGGCCAGUCAUUUUGGUACAACUUCACCAUCUCAAACGACCAGAGCGGCACAUUCUGGUACCAUGCACAUUCCAGCGUUCAAAGGGUGGACGGGCUGUAUGGAGGCUUGGUCGUGCACAAGCCAGCUAUAGCUGUGUCUUUGGAUCGGUUUGGAAGAACUAGUGAACGAAGAGAUGGCGCUUUAGCGGACAGUAUGAAAUACAGCUACGAUAAGGAGCUUCUUUUACUUAUUGGAGACUGGUAUCACCGCCCAGCUCAGGAUGUCGCUAGCUGGUAUUUGUGGUGGGGGUCCAUGGGAUAUGAGCCGGUCCCAGAUUCCAUGCUGAUCAAUGGUGCUGGUCGGUUCAACUGUUCAAUGUCAAUGCCGGGUCGACCGGUAGACUGUAUUGGCGACGCUUCAGAUAGACCGCCAAUCAAGCUGGAUGGGCAGAGCUCGUACAGAAUACGAAUUGUGAACACGGGAUCUCUCUCCGGAAUCACAGUCAGCUUUGCUAAAGAAGCAGUUGAUAUAAUUACCCUGGAUGGUGGAAUACCAGUAGAGGCACGAAUUGGCAUGGAGGGCAUGUCAUCAGCGGGUAUCCUAUUCCCGGGCCAACGAAUGGACCUUGUCUUGCGCCCAUCACAACGUCUCGGGGCAAACGACGGCCCUUCAUUAAUAACUGUUCAAUUGGAUGAAUCUGACUAUAAAAUCGGAAACCCAUCCUUGCAAUCUCGACAGUCUUUCCCUAUCCUCAAGUCUCAAAACCAUAUGACCGGCGUCGUCCCUGGGCUUCUAGCUGACAAAGAACUUGAUUCUCAGCAUAUCGACAUCGAAAAGAUCCCCUCAGCCAGCUCUGUCCGAGCAAUCUUACCACCAAAAGCACAACAAACCCACAUGGUAUAUACAAAGGUGGAGAAACUCUCGCGACUCGCAAAUAUCCCACAUGGCUUCUUCAACCGCACGACAUGGAAGGCACAAAGUAGCCCACCGAACCCACUAGCUGGUCUUGCACGACAGCAAUGGGACAAGAACCAGCUUGCUAUUGUGACAGGGUCUGAGCCUGUAUGGAUCGAUUUCGUCGUCAACAAUCUAGACGAGGGAGCUCAUCCAUUCCAUCUCCACGGCCACAACUUCUACGUCAUCGCCGUCCACGAAUCCACCCACGGCUGGGGCUCUUAUAACCCCUGGGAUGAAAAGUCGCGUAUAGCAGCAGGAUACAUAUCGACAGCAGAUAGCGAUUCCUACGAUCUCAACCAGGCUGUCCUCCGCGACACCGUACAGAUUCCACGCCGUGGAUAUGCCGUCCUCCGCUUUCGGGCUGAUAAUCCCGGCGUCUGGCUCUUCCAUUGUCACGUAAUGUGGCAUUUGGCAGGCGGAAUGGCCAUGGUUGUGGACGCAAUGAGCGUGGAUGACUCUACUGCACAUAACCCGGCGCUAUCAACGGCGGAAUGCCGUGUUUGA
Molecule: messenger RNA, 1989 nt
Organism: Talaromyces proteolyticus
Lineage: Eukaryota; Fungi; Ascomycota; Eurotiomycetes; Eurotiales; Trichocomaceae
Product: multicopper oxidase-domain-containing protein
Exons: 7
Coding region: 1-1989 (662 amino acids)
Molecular function (GO): oxidoreductase activity; copper ion binding
Source: RefSeq, a predicted model, not a curated record